AUGGUUGUGAAAGGGAGGUUCUCACGAAAAGCGCCACCACCAGAAAUUACUAUACCAAAAUUGUUCAACAAAAAUAUCCACAAUAUAGCAGCUUUGAAAAGAAAACCACGUCAGCAGGAUGCUUUGAAUAUCCUAUAUGAAAUUGCAAACUUAGUUACACCCAUAAUGAAAGAAUAUGGCUUUACAGUGAAAAAUUUAUGUGAAUUUUUUCCAAAAACUGAUAAUUUAUUAGGUAUGAAUAUGAAUGCAGGUUAUAAAAUUUUUAUAAGAUUAAGGCCACCUUUCAAUGAGAAUGUUUUUUUACCAAUGAAUGAACUGAUUGGUACUAUGCUUCAUGAAUUAACUCACAAUAAACAUGGUCCUCAUGAUGCUAAAUUCUAUAAAUUGUUAGACGAGUUGACCAACAAACAAGAAAUUAUAAUGAUUAAAGGUGGUCCAGUAUUUGAACAAGAUCCAUUUGCAGGUUUGGGUAAACAGCUCGGAGGAAAUAAUCCAUCUAAUAUUAGAGAUGCAAGAUUGAAAAGGUUGGACAUCAAAUACGUUGGAUCUGUUCAAAAGCUUGGUGGUGAUGAUAAUAAUGGUAAACCUAAAACACAACAAGAAUUAAAAGAUCUAGUAAGGCAAGCUGCUAUUAAAAGAUAUGAGGAUAAUAAAUGGUGCCAUGAUGCUGUGAAAGGUGAUUUACCACAAGAUGAUGAAUUGGAUAUUAUUGUUAUUGAUAGUGAUAAUGACAAUGAAAGUGAAAAUGAGAACAAUGAUAAUGCGAACCCAAAACUAAAGAGAAGACAUAUAGAGAAACUUAAGUCCAAUCAGAUUAUAACUUCCAAAUCAAGCCCAAAACUGCCACCUAAACCCAUUUCUACCAAGAUGAAUGGAAAAGAAGAUGAUAACGAGAUAAUAAUUUUGGAUUCUGAUGAUGAUUCUGGUACAAAAUUAAGCGAGGAGUCAGCUACCAAUUCUUCUAAACCAACCGAUGAACACGAGGAACUGAUUGAUUUGACUGAAGACUGA
This is a messenger RNA of Hansenula ciferrii, 1011 nucleotides long. It is a transcript of the gene WSS1, whose product is annotated as metalloendopeptidase WSS1. The transcript has a single exon. Lineage: Eukaryota; Fungi; Ascomycota; Saccharomycetes; Phaffomycetales; Wickerhamomycetaceae. The record is from RefSeq and is a predicted model, not a curated record. Bases 1 to 1011 code for a protein of 336 amino acids.